Molecule: messenger RNA, 694 nt
Organism: Biomphalaria glabrata
Lineage: Eukaryota; Metazoa; Mollusca; Gastropoda; Planorbidae
Product: ragulator complex protein LAMTOR2-like
Exons: 4
Coding region: 149-532 (127 amino acids)
Biological process (GO): cellular response to amino acid stimulus; positive regulation of TOR signaling
Cellular component (GO): Ragulator complex
Molecular function (GO): guanyl-nucleotide exchange factor activity; molecular adaptor activity
Source: RefSeq, a predicted model, not a curated record
CUCUUGUUUAUAUGAGGUUCUUACUGCCUUAGCCUUAGACCUGGCUUCGCUCAAAACACGUUUAGAUCUCUUACUCUAUUCAUUAAUCAGUGACUGUAACUGUAGACUGUAGUAGAACUAGACUCUAUCAUUUAGAAAAGUGUAAAAGAUGAAAAUGUUUAAACCGAAAGCCCUCUCUGAGGUGCUCAGUCAAGCAAAUACUGGAGGUGUAGGUAGCACUCUUCUUCUCAAUAAUGAAGGAUCGUUGCUGGCAUUUUCUGGAUUUACUGAUAAAGAUGCUUCUGCAGCCGCAGCUAUUGCAAGCAACAUUUGGUCUUCCUUUUACAAAAGUGGCCAAUACUCACUUGAUGAUGGAAGAUUGAACUGUGUUCUUGUUGAAUGUAAGCAAGGUAAAAUUGCUAUCACAAAAGUUGCAAACUUACUUUUGUGUCUUUGUGCCAAGGAAUCAGUUAAUUAUGGAAUGUUAAAAGCCAAGAUUGAGGCAAUGGCUAUGUACUUAGAAGAACCUUUGUCUCAACUGGCCUCUUCCUGAGUGAAAGUGUUAUGACUAUGUUGUGCAUUGGAUGGUGUUUGUAUGAGUGAAAAAUAGUUUGGAAUGAUUCAUAUUGAUAUUUUGGUGUUUUAUUUAGAGUAUUACAACUGCAUUUCAGUUUUUAUUUAUGAAGAUUUCAUAAAAUACAAUUUUUUAUCACAA